This is a messenger RNA of Macrosteles quadrilineatus (aster leafhopper), 1904 nucleotides long. RefSeq names its product endoplasmic reticulum membrane-associated RNA degradation protein-like. The coding region runs from base 21 to 1904 and encodes 627 amino acids. The transcript is spliced from 10 exons. The record is from RefSeq and is a predicted model, not a curated record. Lineage: Eukaryota; Metazoa; Arthropoda; Insecta; Hemiptera; Cicadellidae.
AGAACCACCAAAAACUGAAAAUGGCUUUAUUUACUUACCUCUCAGAGUAUGUUCAUCAUAUUUUGGUAGAACACAGUAAAACAAAUAAAAGCACAAAAAGAUUUCUAUUAAAGGAGCUUGUAUAUGACUGGAAGGAAAUCAGUAAUGCUUUGGGAUUAACAACCGAUGAUUUUAAUAUUCUGGAACAGUCAGCUGAGUGGUACAGGGAGAAAGUGCAGCUUGUGUGGGAGGUUGUACAUGAGGCGGGUCUAGCUAUGUUUGACAUGGACGAGAGUGUAUCUGUAGCACUAGACCAGCUAUGUCACUGGGUAGACUGUCAAACAAAUGUCUUGUGCAAUUCGCAUAAAGAUGCUGAAGAACCACUGCUAGCCGUGCUGGUCCUGACUGCUGCUCUUGAGAGAGCACUAGGCAAUGUUUAUUUGUCAAAAAGUAGUCCAGUUCCAUUUUUACUUCGAGAUCUUCUCAAAACUCCAGAACUUACUGGGGUAUUUGGUAAAGUGCCUAUAGUAUUCACACAACUAUUGUUGGGAUGUCCAAGAGGUCUUAACCUACGCAACGUUGCUUGGCACGGGUUUGUCUCUGAAGGAGAACUUCAUCCCCACCUUGUAUCUGGACUGGUCAUUCUCAUUGCCUCCCUUGGGAAAAUAUUGCUAGAUUAUGAGAUUGUACCAAAACGUCCCUUUGUUUCAACUUUUCAAACAGAACUUGUAAAUGUAUUUCCUGAUAUCUCAAGUAGGUUAGAAGAAAUUGAAGGUAUGUUGAAAAUGUCCCGCUUCAUACCAGACAGGGGUAAAACAUUUUGGAGAAAAACGUUAAGCUUGCUUCAAUCGGAAAGAUAUGGGUACAGUCUGGUACUAUUGAUGCCACAGUUAGAGCACUGCCUUAGAGUGCUCUAUUGCAGAGUCAAUGACUGUCCUGCAAGACUACUCACUGCUGAAUCUACAACUUUAUACACAACUCUGGAUGAAAUCUUGGCUCCAGCUCAAAAGCCAGUAGUGAACAGUGGACUGUUGAUGCUGCUUCUAGAUGUUACAUCUAGUCUCUCAGGUCCCAGACUGAGGGAUCGUCUCAGUCACGGAGAGAUCAACCUGGAGUCUGUACCUAAGUGGCUAGUCAAUCUCUUGUUUUGUGUGGCAUUGGCCACUUCUCAUAGCAACUGUGGGGAUGCAUUUGCAGACCAAAGUGACAUCUACCAAGGGUGCAAUAUUCCUCUCUGCUCUCAACUACAACAAAUCACAUCGAACUAUCACAGUCGGUUUCACAUUAUGGCCAGCCUGUGUAGACAGUUGACAUGUCUUCUGGAUCAUUGGCAAGGUUGGCAGAACUGGUCUCUACCAGCUGAUGUUGUUGUGCAGCCCGUUCCCUGCCAGUCAAUACUUGCUCUAGAUCAGCUUGUGUUUUCUCAUUCUGAAGACAUCCAUAAGAAACUUCAAAACCUGCGGGAUUGUUUAAAGGACAGUCAUCUGCCUACAUUGUACAGGCCUAAACCAGAGCUGGGGCUAGCGAUGACCCUUAGUGACAUCGUCAGUUGUGUAAGGCAGACGGCACAGCAGGUGUGUCAUGCAGCUGAGUUGUACCACCAGAUGUGGAGUGACAGACUACUGAGGUCUCGUAGUCGAGCUACAGCCUUGCGUAUGUGGACCGUGCUGCCUGACAUAUGGACUGCUCUGCUAUGUAUAGUCAAGGUUGUCACGUUGUGUUACUUACAGUUACCCCACCUUGCUACCCUGGGGAACACUGUUUUUAGAUUUUUCAAGGUGAUGAGGAAAGCAGUGGAAAACACUGUAACAUACUGCAAUUCUGACAAGAACCGGUGGAUGGAAGCUCAUAAAAUUCUAUCAGAUCUGUCUUCUAAGUGUCUUGAAUUUUUAACUAUGAAUUCAGAUUUUGUGAAUAAAGAUUGA